AUGGUCGCUGACAUGGACAGUGCCCUGGAGCACCAGCAGCAGCAGGAGCAGCAGCAGCAGCAGCAGCAGCAGCAGGGGCAACAGCAGGGGCAGGGUCAGCAGCAGCAGGAGCAGCCGCAGGGGCAGCAGCAUGAGCAGCAGCGAGAGGAGACACAGCAGCCGCCGCCGCUGCAGCAGCAGCAGCAGCCUGCCGGCGCCGCCGAUGCUGCGGGGGGUGCAGCCGCCGCGCCGGGCGGGGAGGCGCCCGGCAGCGCGCUGCCGCCGUCUGAGGGCAGCAGCGCGCUGCAGCCGGAGGCGGGCGGCGCCGGCGGCGGUGGGAAGACGAAGGGGCGGCGGAAGGGCUUUGGCAGGGACGCAAAGGCGGCUGAGCUGGCUAUCCAGGUCGGCCGGCUGCUGCUCGACUCAGCGUCAGUUGUGGUCGCUGACGAGGCGCACGAGCUCAAGAACGAGAAGACCGCGCGCUGCGGGGCCAUGACGCGGCUGGGCACCAUGCGGCGCGUCGCGCUCACGGGCUACCCCCUGCAGGCGCGCCGUUCGAACCACCUCUCGUUGUCUUUUUUCUCGUUGUGCUCGGGCCCUUUGAAAUUGGGCACGUAA
Monoraphidium neglectum is the source of this 597-nucleotide messenger RNA. RefSeq lists its product as hypothetical. The transcript is spliced from 2 exons. The record is from RefSeq and is a predicted model, not a curated record. Gene Ontology annotation, molecular function: ATP-dependent chromatin remodeler activity; ATP binding; ATP hydrolysis activity. Gene Ontology annotation, cellular component: nucleus. The coding region runs from base 1 to 597 and encodes 198 amino acids. Lineage: Eukaryota; Viridiplantae; Chlorophyta; Chlorophyceae; Sphaeropleales; Selenastraceae.